Python bivittatus (Burmese python) is the source of this 1823-nucleotide messenger RNA. The record is from RefSeq and is a predicted model, not a curated record. Lineage: Eukaryota; Metazoa; Chordata; Lepidosauria; Squamata; Pythonidae.
GUAUGAUGCCAUAAAGAUUCCAAAAUGGUCUCCAUUUUCAGAGAUGCACCCAGCUGAUUAUUAUUCUUCUUACACCAAGAACUGCAGUGGGCAAUUUACACAGGAAGAAAUCAGAAACAUUCGAGCACAUUAUUAUGCCAUGUGUGCAGAAACGGAUGCCAUGCUAGGUGAGAUAAUUUCUGCUCUAAAGGAAACAGGACUGCUUGGAAGAACUCAUGUAAUAUUUAGUGCAGAUCAUGGAGAACUUGCUAUGGAACACAGACAGUUCUAUAAAAUGAGCAUGUAUGAAGCAAGUUCCCAUAUUCCCCUCCUUAUAAUGGGGCCAAAUAUUAAGUCACAGUUUGUAUCAAAUAUGGUGUCCCUUGUGGAUAUCUAUCCCACCAUGCUUGAUAUUGCAUGUAUCCCCAUACCAAAAAACCUCAGUGGAUAUUCGCUGAUGCCUUUGAUGUUAGAAAAUGGAGAUUAUAAAGCCCUAUCUAGAAAGUUACAUCCUCCUUGGGUUCUGAGUGAGUUUCAUGGCUGCAAUGUGAAUUCUUCAACCUACAUGCUGCGAACUGACAAGUGGAAAUACAUUGCUUAUUCAGAUGGCCAUUCUGUGUCUCCUCAGUUGUUUGAUCUUUCAACUGACCCAGAUGAACUAACAAAUGUAGCUACAAAGUUUCCAGCAGUCACACAAUCUUUGAACAAAAAGCUCUACCUUAUCAUUAACUAUCCAAAAGUUUCUGCUGCUGUUGAACAAUAUAAUAAACAGCAGUUUAUCAGCUGGAAGCAAAGUUUAGGACAGAAUUAUUCAGAUACAAUAGCUAACCUCAGAUGGCAUUGGAGCUGGAAAAAGAACCCAAAGAAAUUUCAACGUGCCAUUGAUACAUGGAUUAAAGGAAAUAUUAAUUAAUGAAUUAGUAAAAGUUCAGACAACAUGGGUAUAAUGAAUGAUUAUACCUUGCUGCUAUGACGAGUGAACCAUAAAAUCAGGAUUGUUCACUAUUUUCAGCCUCCCCAUCUCCUUAUAUAAAUUCACCCUAUUAACAUGUAAAUAUUGUUAAGUAUUAUGCCAGUGUAUACUGCACUUAACAUUACCAAUUCCUUACUCAGGAUGUGGUAGCCAGAUUCAAAACUGGUUAAGAGGAAAACCUGAUAACGGGUAACAUACUGCUGCCAUUAGUUAUGUUGCAGUGAAAGUGGUGACCCUACCUGUGCAGUAGCAUCAUUGGGUGAAUGCUGAUGCCAUCACAUCUGUGCCUUCCAACAUCUAACAGAAGUAUGUAAGUUGUGGCGUUUGUGCAAUGACAUGGUCAUGCACGUUGUGUCCUUUGACCACCUUACAUUCCAAAUGAUUUGGCUACCCUGAUGGCCUUAUUUCAAUGCAAAAAAUUUCAAGCUCAUCAGCUCCUCCCUCUCUACUCUUAUAAUGUGGCACUGAGGAGAUCAGAACCAUGCCUUUUCCUUUUGACUAAGGUUCUCCAAGUGGUGGCUUGUUUGAUUUUGGUGUUGUAUGAAUCCAGUCCAAUGUUUAUUCAAUAAGCCAUGAAGAAAACAUGGCUUAGUGUGAGGUAUAAAUGCAUUCUAUCUAACACCAAACAAACUAUGUUGUUUAGCCUUAAUUGUGAUUUAAGAGGGUAUCAGAACCUUGGCUCCCCACAGCAUUAUUUGCUUUAAUUGGCAAGGCUUAUGGAAAUUCUCAGUCCAAUAACAUUGAUCCAAAGACUUGUUUAGAUAAAUAAGCCAACUUCAUAAUGCAAUUAUGAAGUUAACUAUGGAUCGAUAAUGAAGCUCAAGCUCAGAUAUUUUGGUCACCUAAUGCGAAGAGAGAUCUCUUUGGAGAA